Actinia tenebrosa (Australian red waratah sea anemone) is the source of this 1432-nucleotide messenger RNA. RefSeq lists its product as uncharacterized. The record is from RefSeq and is a predicted model, not a curated record. NCBI's taxonomy places the organism in Eukaryota, Metazoa, Cnidaria, Anthozoa, Actiniaria, Actiniidae. Gene Ontology annotation, molecular function: nucleotide binding; DNA binding; DNA-directed DNA polymerase activity. Gene Ontology annotation, biological process: DNA replication.
GUUAUGCCUUUGCACACCAAGCCAAGGCUUGACCCAUUUCGAAAGUAAGAGGGGGACGCAGCGUGUAUAUGUAAAAAGAAAGGGUUAUGUGGAUUUUUCACAACCCCUGAAAGGCUCAAUGAUUAUGUACGUGCGCUGGAUUCCAUGAACGAACACUAUAGGGUAGUACAAUAUCCUGAUGUAACAACCGAGAGCCAGCGCUAAGAGUACAUUGCUAAUUACUUUGCGCAUGAAGGGAUUGCGUUAAGACCUGAAAAGAUCGAAAAGAACCCCGGCCUUAGACAAAUUUCUAAAUUAGCUCUAAAUUCUUUAUGGGGAAAAUUUGGGGAAAGGAAAGACAGAGUACAAUCGGAAUUCGUUUUUUCAAUCACAGAGGUUUUUUGAGUUAAUGCACAGCGCUGAGAUUAAUGUACAGGAUUUGCACCUAAUUAAUGAAGAAGAUAUUGAAGUGGUUUAUCAAAAGCAUAAGGACUUUGAGCCUGAAAAUAAUAGAUGUAAUAUUUUCAUUGCUAUUUUCACGACUGCAUAUGGCAGAUUAGAGUUCCAUAGGGUUAUACAUGAGUUAGGUCCUAGAGCACUUUACUUAGACACAGAUAGCAUAGUCUUCGUCAAAAAUCUAGAUAAUAACGUUGAGUAUGAGCCAGGAACCUCUGAUUAUUUGGGAGACCUCACAAACGAAUUACAGCCAAAUCAGCAUAUUGGACGCUUCUUUUGUGCUGGACCUAAGAAUUACGCCUAUUGUACAAACGAUGGGGCUACGGUGGUGAAGGUGCGAGGAUUUCAGUUGAAUCAUAGAAAUUCUCAACUGAUUAACUUAGAGAGUAUGAAGGCAUUGAUAGAGGAUUACGAAAGAGGCGGUACAAUUCAAGUAGUCAAUGAAAACAAGAUCACCCGUCAACCUAUCACGAGAAAGAUUGCCAACAAACGAGAAGAAAAGACCUAUAGAGUUGUGUUUGACAAACGAAUAUUGAUUGAUGGCGGCAAAGAUACUAUACCUUAUGGAUAUGAUUGGUCUCCUCCUGACAUCGAAAGAGAAAAACGUAAACAUGCUCCUCACGUUGAUAUCAAUUUAUUGCCCUUAUUCUCUGUACACUCUGAUCUGGAGCUCGAAAGGUCAUAAGGAGAACUGUUUCUUUACGAAAACAAAAAUCCAGAAAACGCGACGUGUGACAUUGCAUCAGAUAUUGAAUCAGAUAUUGAUAUUAUGCAAACUUCUGAGUCUGAAAGUGAAUCUGAUAAAGUUUAUAAUGAAGAAGAUUUGGACUUCUUGAAUGAUGCUACCGUAGAAGAAAGCGAAGAUCGAUCUUUUUACAGAGAGAUAGAUAACUAUGAAAUAUUGUGAAUAUGGCAUGGUUUCUGAGAUUUGAACUUAUUUAUAUUUAGUUUUUUCUUAGGAAAUAUGUGUUUUUUAAUCAUCUAUUGUAAAUAGAUU